Molecule: messenger RNA, 243 nt
Organism: Botrytis porri
Lineage: Eukaryota; Fungi; Ascomycota; Leotiomycetes; Helotiales; Sclerotiniaceae
Exons: 1
Coding region: 1-243 (80 amino acids)
Source: RefSeq, a predicted model, not a curated record
AUGGCAGAUGAAGAUGCGGUAGAAAGAGAACUUGAUAAAAUAGCAGCGCGGUUUAAGCAAAAAGAAGAGUCGAUAAGACAAUACAGAGAGAAAGAGAUAAAGAGAAGGAAGUUCAUCACUAGAGCGAAGGAACUGAUGGCCGAGGAAAAGUUACAGGAAAAUAUGUCUAAAGGCUUGAAGAAACCUCCUGACAGUCCUGAGAAGACUCCGAAGAUGGUGUUGAAGAAGCUGCCAAAGAGUUAG